AUGUAUCGAUUCUUUCAACACGUUAAAAUAAAUGCAGAUGCUCUGCCAGACUUUACCAAAGAUUGCACCAAAGGUGAUGGGCUCGAAGUCAAUAUUACUCCCAAUGAGAGAGUUCCGGUCUUCAAGUUCAGUGAUCUUGAGCCGAGUUUGGUCGGGGAAGCCGGAGAUGUUGUCGAUCACAGUUCGAGACAAUUCUUGGAAAUGCUAACCUCUCAGUUUUUGAUUGAUUCGUAAGUUGAUACCAAUGCGUUUAUUGGACUUAUUUUUAGUGGCACAUAUGAAUUGGUGAACCCCGGAACGAUCUACAAUACAUCUCGCACUCCAUUGACUUUGGCCAUGGAAACUCGCGAUGGAUUGCACAAAGCAGUGAGAGUAAACGAAUAUCAAGGACAAGUUCGGCCUCUACUCAUAGCUGACAGUAAGUUUCUGCUCCUUUUUGUUCGUGUUGGACGGGUAAUUAACGCUUUCUUCAAGUGUCAUGUAUAAUAUAAAAAUUGAUUUAAGUGCGCCGAACCAUUUUCUAUCAGUCCACCCAAACCUUGGCCGAGAUCCGCAGCAAGUAUAUUGCCCGGGAUAAAAAGAACGGGCCUUCACAGUUUGCCAAUAUGUUCCGUGGAGUCAGAUGUCGAGCUAUCCAUCGUCCGGGAGCUCAUUUUCGUAUCAAAGGAAUCACUCGUGAACCGAUCUCUGACAAAAAAUACAAUGCCAAAGGAGAUAUUCAGCAAUACUACAAGAGAUGUGGACAUGACAUCAACUCUUCACUGCCUGGGGUUCAGGCGGACAUCCCUGGCAAAACGAUGGCUUACCCUUUGGAGGUCUGUAUCCCGUUACCGGGACAAUUGAUCCCGUCGGAAAAGAUUCACAAGGACGCUGAGAUCUUAUUGGUAAGAUUUUUGAAUUUUUUUUUUCUGGUUUCUAUCCAUUUGUUUUAUUAUAAACCGAUUUUAUAUUAUCGAUCACUUCAGGAGAACAGUGAUGUUCCGGACAAGCGCUACGACUUUGUCAUGAAACUUGUCGAGGUGAUUUCAACUGGUCCUGGGGCAGAAUUCCUUUCUCAGUUCGGUGUUAGAAUUCAUCCAACUGGCAAUGAUGUGGAUAUUUAUGAGAGGAACCUGUUUAACUUCAAAUUUGCUGGAGCCGAGCCAGUAAAGCCAGAGGCCGACGGAAAUUUUCUGGUUAAGGUAUUGAAACAGAAAUUUCUGAGCCCGUCCAAGAUGCUGGUCUCGUGGUGGUGCCUGUUUUCGAGCAGGGACACCACUGAGAGCAACGUGAAGUAAGUUGAACAUCCAUCAUGGGUAAUUUCAUAAUUGUUUUGCUUUUAGACAGUACAUUACCAAGUUGGUUGAGACCGCAAAGAAGGCUGGAUUGGCUCUAAACCAACCCUCCAGAUUCAUUCCAGUUGACACUGGCAAUUCCGACGCUCUUCAUCAGAAAUUCAAGGAAGCUGUUGUUGGCAAAGUCCGAUUUAUUUUCUUCAUCGAUGGACAGAUGUCGGAGAUUCAUCAGCAUCUCAAACUCUUCGAAGCGCAUUAUAGAAUCCUCACGCAACAUAUCAGAGUUAAGAGCAUGGAUUUGACGGAGCCGCAGACCAUGAAUAACAUCCUUAUGAAGAUCAAUACCAAAGCAUUUGGAACCAAUUACUGGCCAAUUGUCCCGGAGUUUAUUAAGGACUAUGAUCUCAUUGAUAACAAGGAUCUCUUGGUGUUGGGUUACGAUGUUGCCCAUCCAACGGGAAAGGACAGAAAUCCGAGAGGAAUCAACGGACAGAGUGUAUCGGAUCCAAUGAAUGUAAAGCCGUCCGUUGUCGGAAUAUGUGCCAACAUGUUCAAGGAUACGAAAGUUUUUGGUGGGGAGUUUUUUUAUCAGGUGAGAAAAGGAUUUUGGUUUGACUAUUUUUGAGAUGAAACGUUGAGUUGAUUAUUUUUUCAGGACCCUCUAAAGGAAGAAGUGGACUCGGAACUCCUCCAAGAAGCGACAACCGCUUUUCUGGAGAGGUGCAAGAAACAAGAGAGGGAGAUCAAGAGGAUUCUUAUCAUCCGGGAUGGUCUGAGCGAGGGUCAAUUUGCAAUGGCUCUGGAUUCGGAACUCAGAGCAAUCAAAAGAGGACUGGUCAAGGCUGGAGUCGAUUCCAAAGUCACUUUUGUUGUCUGCAGCAAGCGUCAUAACAAGAGAUUCUUUGUGACGAAAAAUGGAAAAAUCGAAAAUCCGCCAGUUGGAGCUGUGAUCCGGGACAAAGUCACUCGGACUGAUGUCAAGGAGUUCUUCUUGUUGUCCCAUAACCCAGUCAGAGUAAGUUUGGAGGGCUUUCUUUUUGGAUGUAUCUUGAUUUCUUCAUAUGUUGUCAAGUGUAAUGUAAUAUAUUUUUUCAGGGAUGUCCGAAACCAACGCAGUACACGGUCCUCUUAAAUGAACUCGAGAUCCCAGACCUGCAUGUUGAAUGGAUCAUUCAUUAUCUCUGUAAUAUGCAUCAGAUCUGCGCAGCUCCCACCGCUAUUCCGUUGCCUGUUUUUAUGGCCGAUGAGUUGGCCAAGAGAGGAAAUGCCCUCUAUAAAGCAUACCAGUAAGUCCUUCGAUUUCUUUUGGGUUUAGAGUACUAGAAAACAAAGGUAUCCUCAUCUUUUAUAAUUUUCAGUCAGCUGGAGAAAAGCCAUGAGAUCCGCCGAGAGAUGAGAAUCAACCACAACGAUCCCCAGUAUUAUAGCGCUCUUUCCAAUCAAUUCACCUACCUCAAGGAUGCAUUGGGUCUUACCAGAUUCAACGCCUAA
Bursaphelenchus xylophilus (pine wood nematode) is the source of this 2765-nucleotide messenger RNA. Lineage: Eukaryota; Metazoa; Nematoda; Chromadorea; Rhabditida; Aphelenchoididae. The record is from the annotation of a GenBank genome assembly.